This is a messenger RNA of Rhodofomes roseus, 1310 nucleotides long. RefSeq names its product mitochondrial carrier. NCBI's taxonomy places the organism in Eukaryota, Fungi, Basidiomycota, Agaricomycetes, Polyporales, Fomitopsidaceae. The transcript is spliced from 12 exons. The record is from RefSeq and is a predicted model, not a curated record. The coding region runs from base 1 to 975 and encodes 324 amino acids.
AUGAGUUCGAGUGCAACACCAGUCAAGGGCCGCCCACUCAGCACGGCCCAGGGUUUCCUCUGUGGCGGCGCGGCGGCAUGCGUGGCGGUGACAUUUUCAAACCCCCCAGAGGUGGCAAAGACGCGUCUGCAGCUGCAGGGUGAGCUGGCGAAGGAUGGUGGUGUGAAGGUGUACAAGCACACUCUGGACGUUUUGCAGAAGACGUGGAGGCACGAGGGCAUCAAGGGAAUCCAGAGGGGUCUCGGUCCCGCUUAUCUGUAUCAAAUCCUCCUGAACGGAUCCCGUCUCGGUUUCUACGAGCCAAUACGACACAAUGUAAACAAGCUACUCGGUUUCUCUCCUACGGAGCAGCGACCAUAUACCUCAAUCCUUGCCGGUGCCGCAAGCGGUGCGAUUGGUGCAUCUCUUGGGAACCCACUGUUCUUGAUCAAGGCGCGGUUGCAAGCAUAUUCACCCGCUCUGCCCGUUGGCACCCAACACUAUUACAAAAGCGCAUGGGAUGCCUUCACUACGAUCUUUCGGAGAGAAGGACUGCGGGGCCUUGUCCGUGGGGUCGAUGCUGCUAUUCUGCGUACGGCAAUGGGUUCAUCUGUUCAAUUGCCCUCAUACAACUGGACGAAGAACCAGCUCGUCUCGCGUGGAAUUCUGCCCGCCGAUAGCGUUUGGACGUACUUGGCGAGUAGUUCUGUCUCAGGCAUGUGUGUGCUGACAGCAAUGCAACCUGCUGACACGGCACUGACUCGUGUCUAUAACCAACCGACACACCAGCUACCGAACGGCAAGUAUGUCGGCACGCUAUACAAGAACCCGAUAGAUUGUCUAUGGAAGACGCUGAAGACAGAGGGUCCGCUGGGGUGGUACAAAGGGUCUACGGCGCAUUUCUUCCGGAUAGCACCGCAUACAAUCAUCACGCUUACCGCUAACGACAUCAUCGUGGGGUUGUACAAGAAGUUCCGUGACAGGAACCUUGAUUGAUCCCUGUUCCGCGGUAUCCUUGCAUACGUUACGUGACACGUUCGGGGCAGACAUCUCGCUAAUGCCUGUACUCUCAUUGCCAUUCGUAUUCAUAGAUGCUCCGACGACUAUAUGCGCGGGCUGGCGAUGUCAGGCAAUCGCUGUGGGUUUUGUACAGGACAUGUAUACUGUCUAACAUUCGUUAUGCAUGAGCGGCUGGCUGACCACACGCUAGAGUCAGGGACGAAUCUCGGAGAAAUGACUGCUCCUCGAGGGUGUCUUCUUUGCAGUGCGUAGGCAUCUGUCCUUGAGCGCGAGAAGCAUGAGGUCAACUGAUCCAUUUCCCGUCCUCAAUC